This is a messenger RNA of Spodoptera exigua (beet armyworm), 1098 nucleotides long. Lineage: Eukaryota; Metazoa; Arthropoda; Insecta; Lepidoptera; Noctuidae. The record is from the annotation of a GenBank genome assembly.
AUGGGUCGGCUUGACCGGAGUAAUACCACUGCCUCAAAGAAAACCGGCGUGAAACAACCACAGCUUUGUGUUUCGCCAUCGCGAGACCGUUUCCCGUCGACUUCUUCGACGGAGGAUAACGAGAGCGGCACGGAUUGGGACGCGGAGGGUCGCCAUCCUGCCAUGACUCACCCCCGCCACCCUCCACCACCUCAGAGAAUGGAGAGCACAGACUGGAACACGGACAGCCGGCACCUCGCUAUGACCCACCAACGACACCCUCCACCCCCACAGGCGGUGAUAGUCGGCUCCGUGCGCAAGCGCCGUGGCAACCUACCGAAGCACUCUGUGAAGAUUUUGAAGAGAUGGUUGUAUGACCAUCGUUAUAAUGCUUACCCCAGCGACGCUGAGAAACUAGCACUGAGUCAGGAGGCUAAUCUUACUGUGUUGCAGGUCUGCAACUGGUUUAUAAAUGCCCGUCGUCGCAUUCUCCCUGAGAUGAUAAGACGCGAAGGUCAUGAUCCUCUCCACUACACCAUAUCAAGGCGCGGCAGGAAGCAGCCAGGCGCAAUGGCAGGAGUGGGCCCCAUGGUGGGAUUAGGCGGAGCUUCUACAUCAGGGCUUGGUGUCGCACCUGGAGACAGUGUCACAGUAGCAGCAUGGGAUGGGAUUGUUGUGGAGAAUGGACCAGACAGCCGAGCUCAUGACUAUGGAGAUGGCUUGCUGGUCUACCGCAGCGACGGUGACGAGCUCGGAGAUGGAGAGGAGGGCUACUCCAGCACUAUCAGCGAGGAGGAGGUCAAAUACGAUCCCUCCGUCUGGCAGUCCGUCAUACGGUAUGGACCAGAAGACCACGACCUGCACCCAGCAGCUAGGGACAGUACGGCAUCGAUGGUGACAGUGUCGACGUCGGAGGAGAUGGCGGAGCAGGGCCCGGAGCCGGUGUCGAGCAGUGAGGACGGGUGGCAGACGCUGGCGCACCCGCAGCUGGCGCACCUGCCGCAGCUGCCGCACCCGCUGCGCGCGCGCCGCAUGCAGGUGAGCCCGCCCCCGCAGCCCCCGCCGCCCGUCGCCGUCGAGCUCGAAGUAGCCACCACCGACAUGUGGUGCCACACCUAG